Molecule: messenger RNA, 1464 nt
Organism: Salvia miltiorrhiza (redroot sage)
Lineage: Eukaryota; Viridiplantae; Streptophyta; Magnoliopsida; Lamiales; Lamiaceae
Product: F-box/kelch-repeat protein At3g23880-like
Exons: 2
Coding region: 176-1267 (363 amino acids)
Source: RefSeq, a predicted model, not a curated record
UCCCUAUUGUUGAGAUUUAUAAAACCGUAGCUUCUUCCCAAAUCGAUUAACCGUUUUUCAAAUCAAAAGCCAAUCCUAUCGCGUCUUCUUUCCUCAAAGCUAAGAAAUCGACAAAGCUUCUCCACCCAAAGAUAGUUCGUCAGAGACGAGAGGUUAUCAUUAACCCUUUUGCAGAAUGGAUGGUUUUGUUUUGAAACGCUAUCAUGCCGAUGGUGGCGAUAGGCAUUAUUUAUCUUUAUUUUUUGGGCAAGAUUGGUCUAACUGUGAAAAUAUAGUGCUUCCAUUCUCUAAAAAUUCUCGUAUCCAUGGUAGUAGUUGUGGUGGAUUAUUUUAUUUUGACAAUUUGAAAGGUAGGAUUAUAAUUUGUAAUCCAACCACCAAAACUUUCAAAUCUCUUGAUCCACCCAAGAUGCUUAACCCUCCAAAUAUGACAACUUUCCAUAGUAGCGGAUUCGGAUACGACCGUAUAUCGGAUGACUAUAAAGUUGUAAGCCUAUUUUCUCAUAAUUACUGCCGUGACAUGGAUUAUUAUUCGGAUUAUGAUGUUGUGGCUAAAGCUGAGGUAUUUUCACUUAAAAGGGGUUCAUGGAAGGAGAUUAAUAGUCAUGUUGAUUUAUGCAGCGAGCUUAGAUAUGGAUGGGAUACACACAUGAAUGGUAUUUAUAUUAAUGGAGUUUGUUAUUGGUCAACAGAUGAAUAUACUAUUAGAUCAUUUGAUUUUACAGAUGAAUGUUUCUCCUCUUUCGAGUUACCAGUGAAUAAUAUUGACGAUGACGAUGAAUUGAGUUUCAAGUAUGAUCUUAUCAAAGUUAAUGAUAUGUUGGGUGUUUUUUUCCAUGAGAAUUUUCCACCACUUGGACCUGAUUGUUUUGGAUUUUCUACCACUUUUGAACUUUUAGUAAGGAAAGAAGGCUCAUGGGUUCCUUUGUAUAAUGUUAACCUUUGUGAUAUUGUGAGGCCGCUGCUGUUCAAUGAAGAUCGAUUUUUGUUUCUUGAAAAACAACUAAGUGAACGUUUCAGUCAAUUAGUCGUUUAUGAUUUGAAAGAAGAGAAGUUGGAGGAGCUAGAUAUAUAUGAUUAUCGAAAAGUGAUGACGAUCAUGCCAUAUGUUGAAGACAGAUUUCUACUGCGACAUUCUAAACCAAUGGAGGAUGGAUGCUAUAGUAAAGAUGAGGAGAAGGAGGAGGACAGGAACAAGUUGUUGGAGUGGAUGAGGAGAAUGGAGAGGAGAAGGAGGAGGACAGGAACAAGUUAUUGGAGUAGAUGAGGAGAAUGGAGUGGGGAAGGAGAAGGAGGAGAACAAGGACUUGGAUUGGAGGAAGAUCAGGGAGGACUGAUUUACAGUCUAGUUUAUAGUUUAUAUUUAAGCACUCAAUUUAGUCUCCUUUUGGCAUUUUGUGUUGUCGACUUCCUUUAGAAUUGAGCUUCUGCUAUUGCUGUGGAAUAAAGUUUUUCUGUUAUCGA